Messenger RNA from Adelges cooleyi (spruce gall adelgid), 1359 nucleotides. Its product is annotated as retinol dehydrogenase 12-like. The record is from RefSeq and is a predicted model, not a curated record. Bases 134 to 1087 code for a protein of 317 amino acids. The transcript is spliced from 6 exons. NCBI's taxonomy places the organism in Eukaryota, Metazoa, Arthropoda, Insecta, Hemiptera, Adelgidae.
UCAAAUAUGGUGUAUGGCGUCCAGUCGUACUGAGAGGUUCACCGUGUAAACGUCGAGUGUCCGAGGAAAUUGUCGACUUCCUGAAAAGUUGGUUUUUUUGUUCGUUUCAAUUUAAAUACUUAUAGUUUUAACAAUGUUCAGCGUCAAAUGCCAGAGCAAGGCGAGGUUGGACGACAAAGUAGCUGUGAUAACCGGCUGCAACACUGGAAUAGGAAAAAUCACGGCUAGAGAAUUCUACAAAUUAGGCGCAAAAGUCAUAAUGGCUUGUCGGGACGUCAAUAAGGCCAAACAAGCCGUGGAUGAUAUCGUUGGAGAAGUAAAAGGCGAAAAAUUGGGCCAGUUGGUCGUCGAAGAGUUGGAUCUAUCGUCGUUCGCUUCCAUCAAACGUUGCGCUAAAAGAAUAUUGGAAAAAGAAACCCAAAUCAAUCUACUCGUCAACAACGCCGGUGUGAUGAUGUGCCCAAAAAGCAAGACCAAAGAAGAUUUCGAAACUCAUUUCGGAGUGAAUCACAUGGGACACUUUUUGCUUACCUUACUUCUGUUGCCGAAAAUACUGAAUUCGGCACCUGCUCGUAUAGUCAACGUUGGAUCGUUAGCUCACAUAUUUGGGAACAUUAAUUUCGACGAUAUCAAUUACGAAAAACGCACUUACUUCUCCGCCUUCGCGUACUGUCAGAGUAAACUAGCCAACGUGCUGUUUUCAAAGGAAUUGGCGAACCGGCUUAAAGGCACGGGUGUGAACGUCUACUGCUUACAUCCUGGAGUCAUAAACACGGACUUGGGUAGGACUGUAGACCAAGUGUUCUUUCCGGGGACAUGGUUCCUAUUCAAGAUAUUCAGCUAUCCGAUCAUGAAGUCGCCCGAACAAGGUGCACAGACAACGUUGCAUUGUGCCAUAGACGAAACGGCCGGCGAACAGACGGGACUAUAUUAUAGUGACUGCAAAGUAAAGUCACCGUCCGGUCGGGCAAGAGAUCCGGAACUGGCGAAAAAGUUUUGGGAAAAGAGUAUAGAAAUGGCCGGUUUGGCGGACUACGACAUGUUCAAAGCCAGCGACACGAUUCCAGAACCGUUAAGAGACGUUUGAAUUUAAUAUCAUGUAAUUUUGUGUUUUUGUAGUUUGUAUUUUUAGCUUUGACGAAAAGCUGUUUUUUUUCUAUACUUUAUUGCUACUACCUACUCAUUACCAUUUACCUACUUAUACGAGUAUAAUAUUAUAGACUGUAUUAAGUUAAAUCGCCCAUGUGGCAAAGCCUAAACUAUUAAGUCUCUUACUUAUUUUUACUAUAGCUUAGUCGUUAUAAUACAUUACCAUAUUACACCCAUUGAACUGUGCUAUUAUACUAUCUAUUGAUGAAU